This is a messenger RNA of Gastrolobium bilobum, 1213 nucleotides long. Its product is annotated as calcium uniporter protein 6, mitochondrial-like. Gene Ontology annotation, biological process: mitochondrial calcium ion homeostasis; calcium import into the mitochondrion. The record is from RefSeq and is a predicted model, not a curated record. Gene Ontology annotation, molecular function: uniporter activity; calcium channel activity. The transcript is spliced from 2 exons. Lineage: Eukaryota; Viridiplantae; Streptophyta; Magnoliopsida; Fabales; Fabaceae. Gene Ontology annotation, cellular component: mitochondrial inner membrane; uniplex complex. Bases 120 to 1079 code for a protein of 319 amino acids.
GUUUUGAAUGUUUCAGACGAGAAAGGAGAAGAUGGGUUUGAUAGCUUUACUGGGCAGUGUUAAUUUCUGGUGAAAGUGAGCUUUUUUACACAAAGUUUCAAUUUUUUUUUUAAUGAAAAAUGUGGGGUAGGUGGCGGUGUGUUGGUGGCGGUUUUGGGUCGUUGAGGCAAACGGUAUCUGCAAUUGUUAAUGUGAGGGAUGGUUAUGCUGAAAAGGUUCAACCUUUUGUUCCUCCUUUGUUGGGUGUUGUUGCAGUGAUGUGUGGUGAAAGAGGAGUGUUGAACUACAUCAAGAGGGGUAUAUCAUCUUCCACUGUGCUUUCAUCCAAUUCAUCUGGGGAUAGUAAGGGAAGAGAAGAGUCCAUAUCAUUAUGUGAAGCCAAGAAGCUUAUGAGAUUGGUGAAUGUGGAAUCACUUAAGAUGAAGCUUGGUAUGGAAGGGAAGGAAGUUAUUCUCUACACUGAGCUUCUUGAAGCUUGUGAGAGCAUGGGUGUUGCUAGGAAUCAAGAGGAGGCUGCAGCAUUCGCCAGGGUUCUUGAUGAGGCUGGGGUUGUUCUCCUAUUCAGGGACAAGGUGUAUCUGCAUCCUGAUAAGGUUGUGGAUUUGGUUCAAAGAGCUGUUCCCCUGGCUUUGACUUCCGAGAAUGAUCCAAUGAGGGAGGAGUUGAAGAAACUGCAGAAGAAAAAAGAGGAAAUUGAUGUGUUGGCACAUAAACAGAUGAGGCGCAUCCUCUGGUGUGGACUAGGAUUUGGUGUAAUUACUGUUGGGUUGUUCUUCAGGCUAACAUUCUGGGAAUUUUCAUGGGAUGUGAUGGAACCUAUUGCAUUUUUUACUACAACCAGUGGCUUAGUCAUAGGCUAUGCCUACUUUUUAUUGACUUCAAGGGACCCAACUUACCAAGACUUCAUGAAGAGGCUCUUUCUUUCAAGGCAGAGGAAGCUUUUUAAGAGGCAGAAUUUUGACCUUGAGAGAUUCAAGGAACUCCAGUGCAAGUGCAAAACACCUUUAGGUGCUAGUGCUGUUUUCAAGAAUCGCUUUGGGGUGGAACUAGAUCUUGAAGAUGCUUUACAUAGAGAUUAACUUGAUAUUGAUGUUGAUAUUAUAUUACAGUUAACCUUGUUCCCCAGGUUUUAAUGUUGGUGGGGAAAAACUUAAACUGACUAUAAUUUUGGCUUCUAGUUUUGUAACACACAUUUCCUUCAUUUUCUUGACCA